AUGGCGGCGCCGUCAGGCGGAGGCGACCCGGGUGAGUUUGGUGUACCCGAUCAGCUGUACGAGCCGAGCCGAGACAGACCCGGCACUCGGAAUCCGGAAGGGCCGUGUUUUAGAGCCAGGAGGGGGAGCGGGUACUGCGCGUUUGAGCCCCGAGCCCGGGGGCGUGUGUGCUGGCUGUGUCUGCGCCCAGAGGGGCAUGAAGGGAUCAGGUCCUACUUCGGCACCCCCACCUGGCAGACGGUGGGCGUGUUCCUGGCCGGGGUGCUCACCACCGUCCUGGUCAUACUCGGCCGGCAGGAGCCCCGCCCCCCUCUGUCCGCCCAGCGGCCCCCUCUGUCCGCCCAGCGGCCCCCUCUGUCCGCCCAGCGGCCCCCUCUGUCCGCCCAGCGGCCCCCCCACCAGGCCACCAGCCUUCCAGCCUUUUCUUACUGUUGGUAUGGGGGGGCGGGGGGUGGGUUCGGCUCUCCGGACGCCCGCGCGUCUCGAGACCCCGCUGCGCCCCGAUUCGUGGAGAGCAGCGCGAGUGACCGCGCGCCCGUCUCCCCCCUCCAGAUCUACAUCGUCUACAACAAGAGGACGGGGAAGCCGCGAGGCUACGCCUUCAUCGAGUACGAGCACGAGAGGGACAUGCACUCGGCCUACAAGCACGCGGACGGGAAGAAGAUCGACGGCCGGCGUGUGCUGGUGGACGUGGAGAGAGGCCGCACGGUGAAAGGGUGGCGCCCCCGCAGGCUAGGAGGGGGUCUGGGCGGCACGAGGCGAGGGGGAGCGGACGUCAACAUCAAGCACUCCGGGAGAGACGACACCUCCCGAUACGACGAGCGGUCAGUUCAGUGCGUGCUUGCCGGGGGUCCGCCGGGGGGUCUGCGACCGGGGCCGGGGAAGGGGGGGUGUGUGUGUGUGCGUGAUUUGUUCUGUUUUGUUAAGGUGGUUCGGUGAUGUCUGCUACCUCUUUCCUCUCCUUGAACCACUAUUGCUCCCCGCGGUCUUCUUCCAUCUUUCUCCCAGUUCUGCCUGCCUACAUCGUCUUUCUCUCCUGUCCCCUCAGAUCUUUCGCUCUUGCCUCCCUUCCCCC
Molecule: messenger RNA, 1075 nt
Organism: Lepisosteus oculatus (spotted gar)
Lineage: Eukaryota; Metazoa; Chordata; Actinopteri; Semionotiformes; Lepisosteidae
Source: RefSeq, a predicted model, not a curated record